AUACUCACAACGUGGAUCCAUAAAUGAAUGGUGGGCUCGACCUCCACAUCAUGCUGGGCCGAUUUCUGAUUGGUUCCAUGUUCAGCUGGAAUACACGCGGCCAUGAGUAUAUAUUGUGGCAAGGUGUAAACACAUUUAAGCGAAAGAGUAAUUUGAGAGCGACGUUUACGCACUCUCCAGAUAUCUCUCCAGAUAACGCAUCGCUUUUUUGCGCAGAGACAGGAUUUUCGAUAGAAUGAGAACGCAAAUUCUGAAAGCCCCGCAGAUCCUGGAGCUACUGAAGAAGAAGUCCGUGGGAUUGCAGCACUGCAAACCCACUUCUUCGGUCUGCGUACUGGACGCCAAGGAUGCUGCUCCCACCGCGCCGUGCGGGCACAGUCUCGAUUCCAUCCCGGGUCCAACCAACUGGCCACUAUUCGGCAGCCUCGUUCAACUACUCUUUAAAGGCGGGCUGAAACGCCAACACGAGGCAUUGGUGGAUUAUCAUAAAAAGUUUGGAAAGAUUUUCCGCAUGAAACUUGGUUCUUUUGAAUCAGUGCAUAUCGGUGCGCCCUGCUUGUUGGAGGCGCUGUACAGGAAAGAGGGCAACUACCCCCAAAGACUGGAGAUCAAACCGUGGAAAGCCUACCGAGACCUUCGGGACGAAGCUUACGGGCUUCUCAUCCUGGAGGGGAAGGACUGGCAGAGAAUGCGGAGUGCGUUCCAACAGAAACUGAUGAAACCGACCGAAGUCAUGAAGCUCGAUGGCAAAAUCAACGAGGUCCUUGCAGAUUUCGUCAAACGGAUUGGAGUAAUUAGGAAUAAUGGGAAGAUCACUGACUUAUACUACGAACUGAACAAGUGGUCUUUUGAAACAAUUUCCUUUAUUUUGUACGACAAGAGGUUUGGACUUCUUCAAGAACACGUGAAUGAAGAAGCGAUGGACUUUAUCGCAGCGAUAAAAACGAUGAUGAGCACGUUCGGUGUCAUGAUGGUAACUCCGGUGGAGCUUCAUAAAAACCUAAACACCAAGACCUGGCAAGACCACACGGCAGCCUGGGACCGAAUAUUUGGCACAGCUAAGCUGUACAUUGACAAGAAGCUGAACAGACAAGGACGUGAGAAGGAGGAAGACUUCCUGUGUGACAUCUACCACCACAGUCACCUGACCAAGAAGGAGAUGUACGCCGCCACCACGGAGCUCCAGAUAGGAGGAGUGGAGACGACGGCCAACAGCAUGCUCUGGGCUGUUUUCAACCUCUCCCGAAACCCCGGUGCUCAGGGAAAGCUUCUGGAGGAGAUCCAGACGGCCGUGCCUGCGGGCCAGAUCCCCACCGCUGAGCACAUCAAGAACAUGCCGUACCUCAAAGCCUGCCUCAAGGAGUCCAUGAGGCUCACACCGUCUGUGCCCUUCACCAGCCGUACCCUGGACAAAGAAACCUUGCUGGGGGACUACACGCUGCCCAAAGGGACGGUUCUAGUGAUCAACAGCCAGGCUCUAGGUUCCAACGAAGAAUACUUUGACAACGGGAAGCAGUUCCGUCCGGAACGCUGGCUUGAGGGCAAGAGCUCGAUCAACCCUUUUGCCCAUGUGCCCUUUGGCAUCGGGAAGAGGAUGUGCAUUGGCCGCCGCCUGGCUGAACUACAGUUGCAGCUGGCACUUUGCUGGCUGGUGCGUGACUAUGAGAUUGUGGCCACAGACCUGGAGCCUGUAGAAGCGAACCACUUCGGCACCCUGGUGCCCAGCCGUGAGCUUCCUGUGGCCUUCACGCGACGCUGAGGGGGGAAUCCACUGCAAGCCUAUGACUCCUACAAGAAGCCUCAACAUGCUGCUAUAUGACUUCAGUUUUCCUCGCAUAUAUACCUCAUGUCAUGUAUUCAUGCAUAUCUUAUUCUAUAUUAACUGUAAUGAUUAGUUAUUGACCAAAUCGUCAGUCAUGUAGACAUACUGAUAUGGUCUCCCAUGGUGACUGCUUCUAACUACCUUGUAGUUAUGACUUUGUCUUUUGAUAGUCUCAAUGAAAUGCGAUCAUUUCUAUGCAUACACUAAGAUAUUUCUAUGUGUACACUAAGAUAUUUCUAUGUACAGUAUAUAACUUAAGUAUUCAGUAAAUGUAUCUAAUGAGAGCACAGUAUUUUAUGUAUAUAGAUGUAACAUAUUCUCAUUUAUUUAUAUAUUCAAAUAAACCUUUUCUAUUUGUUAUUUGUGUUUGUGCCUUGUUGUUUAGCAGUGUAACCAUAACUCUUCGUAUAUGACAUUGUUUUAUAAUUUUACAUUAUUUCAGAAUAUGUUAUCAAAUAUGCUAUGAAAUGUCUUUAAAAAUACAUCACAAUUUGUCUGUGA
Messenger RNA from Clupea harengus (Atlantic herring), 2323 nucleotides. RefSeq names its product cytochrome P450 family 24 subfamily A member 1 (gene cyp24a1). The record is from RefSeq and is a predicted model, not a curated record. Gene Ontology annotation, biological process: glucocorticoid biosynthetic process; cellular response to peptide hormone stimulus; cholesterol metabolic process. Gene Ontology annotation, cellular component: mitochondrial inner membrane. Lineage: Eukaryota; Metazoa; Chordata; Actinopteri; Clupeiformes; Clupeidae. Gene Ontology annotation, molecular function: heme binding; monooxygenase activity; iron ion binding.